Molecule: messenger RNA, 1627 nt
Organism: Lecanosticta acicola
Lineage: Eukaryota; Fungi; Ascomycota; Dothideomycetes; Mycosphaerellales; Mycosphaerellaceae
Source: the annotation of a GenBank genome assembly
AUGACGGUCAAUAUUCACUCGUACCACCGAGUCGACUACGGCGACGCCGAUGAGUCACCAGAACAGCGGCCGGUGAAGCGCUCGAAAUUGGCAGCGGCUGCAGCAGCCACGAGCCUCAAUCCUGAGGGCAAAGAGAGCGAGGACAGUACGCUUGUUCGCCGGCAUCCUCUCGGUAUACGGCCCUCUGGCAAUGCUUUGACGUCUUCAGAAAACCUGAAGGCUGCGUCCGGAACCUUUGCCACUCUUCCGGACGAGCUCAUCGUGCAAGUCCUGGAGAUCCUAGAUGCCAAAGAUCUGUUACGACUAGGUGGCACGUGUAGAGCAUUACACGCAUUCACCAGGAACGAGGAGCUCUGGAGAGCCUUGUUUGUCGAGUAAGUCAUUCUAAAGUCCUGCGUUGAGUCACUGCCAUGUGCCGCACGCCACACGCUCGCUCAGCAGUUUGCUGAGUGCAUUCGGUAGGUCAUCCCCUCAGAACUUCACAUGGCAAAGGACAUGGCGCUCCACGUAUCUCUCACAGCCGUCGAGUAGAGAGCCCCGCGUAGACUGCUCCAAUCUCUUCUCAGAUGUGCUGCAUCGUCCGUUCUUCUGCGCUCACGUACCUCUGCACCCAUACGCUCAAGAUAUACCUCGAAAGAAUGAGAUUCCGCGCCUUCCCGAUCUCUCAUACGAAGAGUUCGCAGCAGAUUGGUAUCAUCAGCCGUUCAUACUCACGGAACCGGUCAAGCGGUGGCCAGUAUACAAGACAUGGUCGACCGACGUUCUGUUGGAGAAGUACGCCGACGUACGAUUCCGUGCAGAAGCCGUCGACUGGCCACUAAAGACGUACAUCGAAUACAUGAACAACAGCCAGGAAGAGAGCCCUCUCUACCUCUUCGACCGAGCGUUCGCGGAAAAGAUGGACCUCACAGUCUCUGCCGACUCCAGCAAGGACGCAGACUACUGGCCGCCCACCUGUUAUGGCCCAGACGCCUUCUCAGUUCUCGGAAACCAGCGACCAGAUCACCGCUGGCUCAUCGUAGGACCCGACAGAAGCGGAAGCACUUUCCACAAAGACCCAAAUGCAACCUCAGCAUGGAACGCCGUCAUCAGGGGAAGCAAAUAUUGGAUCAUGUUCCCCUCAUCGCCAUCCAUCCCACCACCUCCCGGCGUCUACGUCUCCGAAGACCAGAGCGAAGUCACCAGCCCCCUGAGCAUCGCCGAAUGGCUUCUCGGUUUCCACGCCGAAGCACGCAAGACACCCGGCUGCAAGGAAGGCAUCUGCCACGAAGGCGAAAUUCUCUACGUCCCAUCGGGCUGGUAUCAUCUCGUGCUGAACCUGGAAGCGAGCAUUGCUAUCACCCAGAAUCUCGUCCCGAGGAACAGAGUCGGCGCCGUACUGCAUUUCCUGCGUGAUCAGAAACAAAGUAUCAGCGGCUUCAGCGAUGAUGUGGAGGAUCCGUACGGCCUGUUCGUGGAGCGGUUGCGGGAGCAGGACCCGGAGCUGCUGGAGGUCGGGAUGAAGGAACUAGAGAGAGUGAGCAAGAUUGGGAAGGGCUGGGAGGAGCUCACCAGAGGCGGCCGGGACGAAGGGGGUGGAGGUGGCUUCUCUUUUGGAUUCGGAGGCGACAGCGAUGAUGAAGAAUAA